UGGACCCGAAACAUCACCUGUCCAUGUUCUCCAGAGGUGCUACUUGACCCGCUGAGUUAAUCCGGCACUUGUGCCUUUUUGCUGUGAAGCAGCAUCUGCAGUUCCAUGUUUCUGCAUCUUCACACUGAACGCUUGCAGCCGAAUUACAUUCAUUCCCCGAGACGGCAGCGUGAGCGGUGGACGCUCACGGUUCUGCAAGGGGGUCAGCAGUUACCCGAAAGGAAAUGCUUUUUGAACUAGGAAGAGGUGGAGUUAAAAUGGCUUCGAAAGAUGAAGUCGAGAGUUGGACCGAGGAGGUAAUUUGUCCCAUUUGCCUGGAUUUCUUCACCGAUCCGGUGUCACUGGAGUGUGGGGAAAACUUCUGCCGCUCCUGUAUCACACAGAGUUGGGACAGGGAGGGGAGAAACUCCUGCCCGGAAUGUAGAAAGGUCUUUACAGACCGCACCCUCAGGGUGAAUCGGGCCUUGGCGAGACUGUCUGAGAAAGCUCGAACACUGAGCCUGAAUCGGACAGAGGAGGAAAAUAAACUUCAGUGCGAGGAACAUCAGGAAGAACUGAAGCUGUUUUGUGAAACUGACAAGAAGCUGAUCUGUGUGGUUUGUGCAGCUGGGCGGGAACACAGAGAUCACCGCUUCAUGCCGGUUAAAGAAGCUGUCAAAAACUACAAGGAUCAGAUUAAAUCUUCCAUCCAGUCUCACAAAAAAGAAAUCAGAGAUCCAGCGAAUGGAGCAGCAACAGAAGAUUUCUGGAGUUCUGUCUCCGUCACCCUGGAUGUGGAAACCGCGCAUCCGCUGCUCGAGGUGUCUGAGGAUCGGAAGAGAGUGAGACGGACCCGGACCCGGAGGUGUCUCCCUGACACCGGGAAGAGGUUUACAGACUGGGCAUGUUUGCUGGGAUCGGAGGGAUUCACAUCGGGGAGACAUUACUGGGAGGUGGAGGUGGCGGGGAGUCAGGGCUGGAGUCUGGGAGUCGCCGCAGAGUCUGUGGAGAGGAAGAGAAGGUGCACGCCGUCCCCGGACACUGGUAUCUGGGGCAUCUGGCGAGAUGGUGAGCAGUUUGAAGCAGUCACCUCCCCUCCAUCCCGUAUCCCCAACCGGCCCGUCCCCGCGAGGGUGGGAGUUUAUCUCUGUUACGAGUCCGGGACAGUUUCAUUUUACGACGCGGACACCAAGUCCCAUCUCCACACGUUCAGUGAGAAUAAAUUCACGGAGAAACUUUAUCCUUUCUUCGGGCCUUGGGAACAAAACCAGUGGCUGAGAAUCUGCUCCAGUUCCGCUCCGGAUGUGUAAAAGGGUUGCUGGCCAACAGGUCGGCGCCAGUUUGGGGUCGGUGGACAACAGAUCGGCGCUGAGCGACUCCCAAUUAAUCCCAAUAUACCACGUCGUAAAACCCCAGUGAGCGCGGAAAUAGAACCAGAGGGAAUGUAAAUGUUAGGAAGAGUGAAAUAAACUGCAACUGAAAUCAGA
This is a messenger RNA of Leucoraja erinaceus (little skate), 1466 nucleotides long. Its product is annotated as E3 ubiquitin-protein ligase TRIM39-like. The record is from RefSeq and is a predicted model, not a curated record. Gene Ontology annotation, molecular function: zinc ion binding; protein binding; ubiquitin-protein transferase activity. The transcript has 3 exons. Lineage: Eukaryota; Metazoa; Chordata; Chondrichthyes; Rajiformes; Rajidae. The coding region runs from base 225 to 1289 and encodes 354 amino acids. Gene Ontology annotation, biological process: protein ubiquitination.